This is a messenger RNA of Hyla sarda, 1872 nucleotides long. RefSeq names its product oocyte zinc finger protein XlCOF7.1-like. The record is from RefSeq and is a predicted model, not a curated record. Lineage: Eukaryota; Metazoa; Chordata; Amphibia; Anura; Hylidae. Gene Ontology annotation, molecular function: RNA polymerase II cis-regulatory region sequence-specific DNA binding; DNA-binding transcription factor activity, RNA polymerase II-specific. The coding region runs from base 277 to 1791 and encodes 504 amino acids. Gene Ontology annotation, biological process: regulation of transcription by RNA polymerase II. The transcript is spliced from 7 exons.
CUAUCUUGUCGUCCUAUCCCGUCGUCCUAUCUCGACCUCAUAUCCCGACCUCAUACACCGUCCAGUCUUUGUGAGAUGGGGUGUGGCUUGCAAGCCGGACUGACACAUUCACCAGGAGAUGCGGAGCUUGUGGAGUAAGGUGCUGGAAGUCCCAUAUACUUAAAUGGAACUUGAAACAAAAACCCAUCUUUUAUAUAAGGGUGUAGGUUUCUCCAAUCCAGGAUCCUCUGCUGAUAUCUUCUAUAUAAGAGAAUUCUCCUGGAUGACCCAUCAACCAUGGAGAGAGACAGGAACAAAAUGGCCGACAGGAUCAUAAACCUCACCCUACAGAUACUCCUCCAGCUUACUGGAGAGGAUUACACAGUAGUGAAGAAGUCCUCUAGUGGGCGCUGUCGGGCCCCUGUGUGUGAAGGAUGGGGGAGAACCCUGAGCCCAAUCCCGGGGCCCCCACCUCACUCCCUGAUACAUGAGGAAAUGGAUGAACAGAAGAUCCUAGAACUCAUCUACAAAAUGAUGGAGCUGCUGACUGGAGAGGUUCCUAUAAGGUGUCAGGACGUGGCGGUCUAUUUCUCCAUGGAGGAGUGGGAGUAUGUAGAAGGACACAAGGAUCAGUACAAGGAUCAGGUCAUGAUGGAGGAUCAGCAGCCCCUCACAUCACCAGUCAGAUCCAGUAAGAGAACAGCACCAGAGAGGUGUCCCCGUCCUCUUCUUCCACAGGAUGAUCAGGGAGAAGAUCCGAACAAUAUUAAUGCUCCAGAGACAGAUGUGAGCGGUGAUGAGCAGUAUAAAGAGGAUAUUCCUACAGAGAAAGAUCUGAUCUAUAUUAAUUCUCCAGACAUAAUAAUAAAAGAAGAAGUAGAGACAGAUGUGAGCAGUGAUGAGCAGUAUAAGGAGGACAUUCCUACAGAUUCUUGUAGCAGGAGAUCAGAGGAGAAUCUUAUAUCUUCAGAUUAUAAAGCAGAUGAUGAUAUCACACAAGAUACAUAUGAAGAACAUUCCAUUAUCCCAGAUACACCCUCAGCCCUUCACAGCCAAGAUCUGUCAUCUCAUCCUUAUAUACAGGUCCUGUCUUCUCAGUCAUCACAGGAUGUUCAGCAAAAUAAGGAGAAGCCAUUUUCAGAAUGUGGGAAAUGUUUUACUCAGGAAUCAAGUCUUGUUCAACAUCAGAGAAUUCACUCAGAAGAGAAGUUAUUACAUUGCCCAGAAAGUGGGAAAUGUUUUACCCACAAUGCAUAUCUACUCCAACAUCAAAGGACUCACACAAAGGAGAAACCAUUUUCAUGCUCAGAAUGUGGAAAAUGUUUUUUUAUGAAACCUGAUCUUGUUAAACAUCAAAAAACCCACACAAGGGAGAAAUUAUUUUCAUGUUCACAAUGUGGGAAAUGUUUUAAUAUGAAGGCAUAUCUUCUUAAACAUCAGAGACUUCACACAGGGGAGAAACCAUAUUCAUGUUCAGAAUGUGGACAUUGUUUUACCCAGAGGUCAAGUCUUGUUCAGCAUCAGAGAAUUCACACUGGGGAGAAGCUGUUUUCAUGUUCAGAAUGUGGAAAAUGUUUUACUAAGAAAUCAAAUCUUGUUCAGCAUAAGAGAAUUCACACAGGAGAGAAGCCAUUUUCAUGUUCAGAAUGUGGAAAAUGUUUUACCCAGAAAUCAGAUCUUGUUAAACAUCGAAGAACUCACACAGGGGAAAAGCCAUAUUCAUGUUUAGAAUGUGGAAAAUGUUUUACGCAAACGUCAAUUCUUGUUAAACAUCAAAGAACUCACACAGGAGAUAAGCCAUUUUCAUGUUAAGGAUGUGGAAAACGUUUCACUUAGAAAGCAAAACUUAUUAGUCAUCGAAAAGUUAAGGUUUGUGUUAACAUAAGUAUGACA